Messenger RNA from Alligator mississippiensis (American alligator), 4234 nucleotides. RefSeq names its product tricarboxylate transport protein, mitochondrial. The coding region runs from base 32 to 964 and encodes 310 amino acids. The transcript has 9 exons. NCBI's taxonomy places the organism in Eukaryota, Metazoa, Chordata, Crocodylia, Alligatoridae. Gene Ontology annotation, biological process: mitochondrial citrate transmembrane transport. The record is from RefSeq and is a predicted model, not a curated record.
GGUGCGGGAGGGCGCGGACGGAGCCGCUGCGAUGUCAGCCCCGCGGACCCUGGCGGCCGCCGCGGCGCCCGGGGGAGGCGGGCGGGCCAAGCUCACGCACCCGGGCAAGGCGAUCCUGGCGGGUGGCAUUGCUGGAGGGAUUGAAAUCUGCAUCACUUUCCCCACCGAAUAUGUAAAAACUCAGCUACAACUGGAUGAAAAAGCAAACCCCCCUCGGUACAGAAGUAUUGGUCACUGUGUGAAGCUAACUGUGCAAGAUCAUGGUGUCAGGGGUCUGUACAGGGGCCUCAGCUCUCUGCUAUAUGGCUCUAUUCCAAAAUCUGCUGUCAGGUUUGGGGUGUUCGAGGUACUCAGCAAUUAUGCAAAGGAUUCAAGUGGGAAACUGGACAGUAAACGGAGCUUAAUUUGUGGCUUGGGAGCUGGUGUAGCAGAAGCUGUUGCAAUUGUCUGUCCAAUGGAAACAAUAAAGGUGAAGUUCAUUCAUGACCAAUCCUCUCUCAACCCAAAGUACAGAGGGUUUUUCCAUGGUGUCCGUGAGAUUGUACGGGAACAAGGCUUGCGUGGAACAUACCAGGGGCUGACAGCUACUGUCCUCAAGCAAGGCUCAAACCAGGCAAUCCGGUUUUUUGUGAUGACUUCCUUCCGCAACUGGUAUCUAGGUGAUAAUACUCACCGAGAGAUGAACCCAUUCAUUACGGCUGCAUUUGGUGCCGUGGCAGGUGCAGCCAGUGUUUUCGGUAACACUCCAUUAGAUGUCAUCAAAACCAGGAUGCAGGGUCUGGAAGCCCACAAGUAUAAAAGUACCUUGGACUGUGCCUACCAGAUCCUCAAAAAUGAGGGCCCAUUGGCGUUUUACAAAGGGACGGUUCCUCGUCUUGGCAGAGUGUGUUUGGAUGUGGCGAUCGUGUUCGUGAUUUAUGAAGAAGUUGUCAAAGUUCUUAACAGAGUCUGGAAAACUGCCUGAUGCUUUUUCUGGCUUUGUCUGAAGGGGACACUUGGACUGGCUGGUUAGCCAGGUCCAGAGAUCUGAAAGGAAUUUAUUGCCAACUGUUUAUUGUCAAAAGGUUUGUGAAAAUGCAGAAACUAUCACUUUGAACUCAUUCUUUUAAAGCAAAUAAGCAGGAGCAUCUAACAUGGCUGCUCUGCUGGUACUGUGCUUCGGAGCUGAUAAGCUUGAGCUCAUCUAGAGAAGGCUCCUAGUGCAUUAUGACUAAUGACAUGUAUGCCUGCUCCUAAUGAAGCUGAGAUGACACGGAAAAACUCCUCUUCAAGUGAAAGCACUGGGCUGGAUGCUGCUGUUUGCACCAAUGCAUCGCUGGAGUAACUUUGACUUUUCCACUCCAAUGAGGCUCUGUGUAGGCUGGAGCUAUUUUAACUUCAAGUACAGAUGUCUUGUGUGGCUUCUAGUUCAAAUAGUGUGAACCCCCUGUUUAGACCCUAAAGUAACUUUUAAACCUGGUGUUAUAAAUCAUUUCACAAGCUAAACCAUUUAAGUCUGCUUUAAAUUUAAUUAAGGCUGUCCAGGGGUUUUCAGUGGUGUCAGGGAAGAUUUAAAUAAACCAGCUGAGGGGAGGGGUAAGGCCUACAUGACUUCAUUAGAUGACUCCGUGGAUUUACAAGAGUGUUACUGAGAAAUUGCCACGUGGAUUAUUUUCAAGAUUAUGUACACAGUGUCAAAGUGGGACAAGGGAGCACACUUUUUUUUUUCCAUGCUAGUUGAUGGUGGUAUGCAGCAUAAAUACAACUAUAUGUAAAUAGUGUAAUUUCUUACUUGUUAAUACGUGUGAGCUCACUCUCUAGGCUAGGAGGAAGGUGCCUACUGAGUCCCUGCUGUGGAGAGAAGACUGGAUCAGAGCUAUGACACCAGUAGCAAUACUUGAAAAGGAAGUUUUUCUGGGAGUGCUAGGGACCGGAUCAUUAGUAAGUAAGGAUACAGUGCCAUGGCAUUUACUUAGGAAAGCUUGUGUGGAAUUAGUAUGGUUUUACUUGAGUAAGAACUAUGUAUCCGGCUCUGUCCUGAAUUGGGAAGGUAAAGGUGUCCAAAGCUGCUACAGUGCUUGCCCCUUCAUGUGCAUUCCAGUGAGCAAGGCUGCACUUAACAGAGAACUAACCCCUUCAUCUGAAAGCAACUGCUUCCAGCUCCUCAAAGAUAUAUCGCCGACUCCUGCUCUCCCGUUUUAUGAAGUGGAGACCUCCAAGGGCAGUUUCUUCCCCCUGAUGUAGUUCAUACUCUUCAGGAGCAGAUCAGCAUGACUUAAGGUCAUGCCUUUUCAGUAAUCCUGACAAAGAGAAUGAAGGAUGGGAUGCUGGUCGUCCCCUUUAAGAGGGCAUAUGUCUCGGACCAUACACUUGAUCUUCACACGUGGUCCCAGAUGAUCUUUUCGGCAUGAUGUUAAUCAUGAAGGCAGUUGGGGAUUUUGGGGACAAUAUUAACUUUUUUGUGCAUGUCAUGGAUGGAUAAGAGAGAAAGAAGUGCUUCUCUAAUGGGUGUAAAUACAAAAUAAAUGCACUGGAGAUUAGUAUGAAUGCAGUCAAAGAGAACUCAGGCCAGCGUUCACUGUGCUGCACUUGAGAGAGGAGUUUGGGAGGGGCAGAAGUGAAAGGAUCGUGGACUUGACUGAUUUAACUACAGCAAGAAAGUCACAUUGAACUUGAUGGAAAGCUUUCUACCAGCUAUAAAAGUGUAAGGAGUAUUUAAUACAUGCCCUGAAGUUGAGGAAAGUAGAUAAUGUUUAUAUUGACAAUAGCUUCUUGCCUGUCUCAUCACUUUACUGGAGCACGUGGUGGGACUAAAAGCAGCAUUUGGCUCAUGUUCAACCAUGGGGAAGAUGAGUCAAUCUUGGUUCAAAGCCUUAUUUCCUCUUGACCUUGACUUGUUUCUAGCCUAAGACCAUAAGUCUCCUCUCGAGUUGAGAGCCAACUUUGACUUUUUUUUUUAAAUGUCGUUUUUAACUGGCUAUCGGUGAAUAUUGUACUUGGCUCAUCUACAGCAUUACUGCAACCUAAUGUAACAGGUACUGGUUCAUAGCUGCAGUCACAUGGCUCCUUUCCAUAGCCACUGUUAUCUUGACUGGGCAGGGUUGCUAUAGCCAGUUGAAUAGUUGCCCUAUUCAUUAUGCCUGCAUUUGCUACCUUGGUAAAUGAAUCCACACCAGGCAUCGUAGUCUGUGAAGUUUCUGCACCGAACAAAACUGCUUCCAUCAAAACCACUUGCGUAGCUGCCAAAGUUCCUUAAGCCACAGCGAUCCAGCUGUCUUAAUUAACAACUCCAAAGGGCCACCAGGUCAACGCUCUUGUUGAAACCCAAGAGCAGUCUGCCAACUCUUCCUUCAACUUCAGGCUGCCAGUGAUAGCUCUGCUAACCUCUGCAAUGCUGAUACAAAUAACCAGCGUCAGGCUUUUGUGGAGAUCAGAAGUCCUCUUUGCUAAAGCCUGGAUGUGACUCGCUGAGACAUGGGGUUUUUUAAAGAGCGUUUCCGAGGGGAAAGGGAAUUUAGAAGCAAUGCACGAGGCACCAAGUUGCUGUGGCUAUGGGUAGCAGCCUCUGGCCCAACCAGCAGGAAUAACGGCGUGUUUUAUAUUUUCAGACCUCACGCUUAACAAAAUGAAGAUCUGGAAAGGGAAACCGAGCCUGAUUGGGAGAUUAAAUGCUGUUUGGAGAAAAAGUAGUUUAGAAAUGCUGGCAGCAGUGUAAAGUUGUAUGUAGGUUGGAGGACCUAAUGUUUAAUUUUAUUCUUUAGCCAUACUAGCUAACAGCUCAUUUAUUAUAUCUUUUUUUUAUCAUUUUGAAUCUCCACUGUACCAAAAUAAUAAUACUAAAAAAAAAUCAAUUUUUUCGGUUAUGGCAACUCACAGAGGGCCUCUUUACAAAGUUAGCAAGAAGAAAUACUGUAUGUGGGACUUCAAUUGUAAAAUACCCAGCAUUGAUUUAAUACAUGAACUUACCAGUUAAGCGUGCAUUAAGCUUGCCCAUUACACGGUGCCGUUACUAGUGAAUGCUAUGCUGAUCACUGCUUGCAUACUGUAUUUAUGUUUUAAGGAAAGUUGCUGUUCUACUGCUUGUGCCUUUUUUUCUGGCUAAUAUCUCAAAGUUACUGCUAGCUAAUAUUUCAGUUAAUAAUCUAGUUAAUACUUCAAAUUCAUUUUUUUUUCACUGCUAAAUAAUUUGUUUACAAGUUCACACUUUUUUUUUUUUUAGCUCAAAAAAAAUUAAAUAAAUUUAAGAUGAAACAAA